GCCAACUGGAACUGUGUCGAUGGGUGGCAUGGCUUCAUCUCUCAUCGUAUCGCCAGCCUCAGUCGGUGGAAUGUCUUCGACAGGGUUGUCAGGCGUAGCAACUCCAGCUUUCGGGCAUACAACAACAACGACUGUGAUUCAAGGAGCCGGAGCGCCAGCUGCAACUGUGUCGGUGAGCGGGGUGUCUUCACCUGGCCUCGUAACGCCAGCAUCAAUUGGCGGAGUGCACUCGACAGGCUCGGAAGGCAUGGGAACUGGUGUCGUGGUGAUUUCACCAGCAACGACCGGCGGCAUUCCCUCCACUGUCAACACAGGUGCGGGGACUCCAACUGUUGUGCUGCUGCCAGCAACGGGUGGCGAGACAACUAUUACAGGAGUUACGAACGGGCAGCCUGGACUAAUGCCGAUUCCGGUAGCACCCGGGGGAAUUGGCGGGUCUGUGCUAAUGCCACAACCACCGGCGAGCGUGCGUCCUCCGGUAACAGGUAGUGGUGGCAUGGCUUUUACUGCCAAGUCAUAUCGAUGCAACUCCGUACCGCCUACUGAGAAUUGCCUAUCUACCGUUAAGAGGUGGUAUUAUGACCCCAGUAAUCGCACAUGCGUCCUCCGCAAUGUUGGAAGAUGUAAGCCUCAACCGGCCUUUCUAUUAUGUCGCCGAUGUGUGAUGACGUGCAUGGGUAUCAAAUCGAAGGAUACGGCAGUAAUCAACCAUUUAUGCGCAUUAUCCGCUGAAAGGCUGCAGCAAGAUGGCAUCUAAACAAGACGAUAAAUUGCGUGUUGUAUAAUGCGCAAUUUGGUUGAAGGGAAACUUGGCUUUUGAUAUAAUAAACAGUACUUGUGAUAUGACGGA
This is a messenger RNA of Dermacentor andersoni, 850 nucleotides long. RefSeq lists its product as uncharacterized. NCBI's taxonomy places the organism in Eukaryota, Metazoa, Arthropoda, Arachnida, Ixodida, Ixodidae. The record is from RefSeq and is a predicted model, not a curated record. Gene Ontology annotation, molecular function: serine-type endopeptidase inhibitor activity.